UGGUGAUUUGAAAGUGGAAACUCCCCGAGUCUGUCGUGUGCUGUCAGUGUAGCCUGGGGUUGCUGUUCAGUUUCUCUGUGGCUCUUGGUCCGGGCACAUCCCUUGCUGCUUGCUCACUCUGAGUCAGUGUGGCUGAACUCCGGGAGAGUCCGGUUCAUCUGUCCCGGGCCCGCUCUCUCUCUCUUUGCAUCUCUCCUCAAGUUGUUUUCAAACUGUAUAUAGGCUUCAGCUCCUACCUCUCUAAAACUGUUCUCGUUCUUGUUUCCUCCGUCUCCCAUUUUUUUUAAUGACUCGAUAACCUUUUGUACUCUGUUCUUAACCCACACCUCCCCCUUUCCUCCUCCCUUUCAUUUUCUCUCCUCUCUCCUUUUCUCUCCCUCCCCUUCUUUUGAUUUUGCUUUUCCCCUCUCAUCUCUUUCUCCCGGAUUUCCUGGUUGUUUUAUGCCCGGUGUCUGUCUCUACGUUGCCUGUGUGUGUGUGUGUCUCUCUCUCUCUCCGGACUCGCUAUGGCCGCGAUCAAAGCCUUGCAGCAAUGGUGCAAGAAGCAUUGUGAGGGCUAUCGAAACGUGGAGAUUACCAACAUGACGACCUCGUGGCGGGAUGGGCUCGCUUUCUGUGCGAUCCUGCACCACUUCAGACCCGAUCUCAUAGAUUUUGAUUCUCUUAAGAAAGAAAAUGUCUAUGAGAAUAAUAAAUUGGCAUUCCAGGUGGCAGAGGAGCAGCUGGGAAUCCCAGCGCUGCUGGAUGCAGAGGACAUGGUGGCACUGAGAGUCCCAGACAGACUGAGCAUCCUGACCUAUGUCUCGCAGUAUUACAACUAUUUCACAGGCCGAUCACCAAUUGGUGGUAUGGCUCACAUCAAGAGACCUGCUUCUGGUUCAGCUGAGGAACCUGUGCGGAAGAAGUCAACUCCUGAGACCCAACGUAAAGUGCCCAAGAACGCAGUUACUCCCACUGCUGUGCCAGCCUCUCAGGUUGCACCAACGAACAAAGUUCCUGCUGGUGACAGAUCCAAUAAAUCAGGGACAUUGUCCAGUAGCUGUGCCAUCUGCAAAAAAAACGUUCUGUUGGUUCAGCGAUACUUAGUAGAUGGGAAACUCUAUCACAGGAACUGUUUCAGGUGCAAGCAGUGCUCCAAUACCCUCAUGGCUGGUGCAUACAAGACUGGGUCGAUACCCGGGACUUUCAUCUGCACCAACCACCAAGCCAAUGUUGGUGAGAACAACAACAACAGCAGCAGCAGCAGCAGCUUUGUUAGCUCCAAGUUACAGAAGCCCAGCCCCAAGGCAGACGAGUCAGUGCCAACAGUCCACAAGCCGGUGGUGGGCCAUGUGACCAGCCCCACUGCAGUAACAAACACCCCCAGGCAGGCGGAGGUCUCGUCAACAGCUUUCAAACCAGGGGGCACUCACGCGGAGAGAAUGCAGGCUGCAAGGCAAAAGUUUAUGAGUUCGGGGACACCGGAAAAGCCGCCUUUGUCUGAUUUGGGAUCUCCAGCAAGCGCACUGCGUACUCCCGAUUCUGCACUAGGGCAGUUUGGUGGUGCAGAAACGAUAACACAGAGGCCUUGGUCACCUGGGAACCAGCAGGGCACCAACGUGUUGAAGAGUCCGACUGCAACCACCAGGUCCAGUUCUGACACGGACAAAGACAAGGCACGCUUGGUCCUGCAGAAGAAUUUGCCCUUUGACAAGAAUAACAACCUAAACCAAGGUGUCGCCUCGUCUUCCCGGUUUCACAUGGACAAGCCUUCAGGAACACAGCCCAUGAAUCACCAGACCACCAAGACUACAACUCUGAACGUAAGUGACCAGAAAAAUGUCCAGGCAGGAACCAGGCAAUCUACGUCACCAGAGCAAAGGGGCGAGCCCAGCAAUCCACAGGACAAAGCCUCUAAAUGGAGACCGACAUCUGCUUUGGAACUACCAUCCCGUCCGGUGCUCACAAAAGGUGUUGCCAACCCUGAGGCUGUGCUCAGUCCUUCAACAGGAAGUUCCUCACGAGGCACAUUAAACCGGGCUGCCAGCAUGAAUGAAGCAAUGGGUCGCGGAUCAACUUCGACCCAGCAGACAACCAGUAAAGGGAAUUUUUCCUACAGUCCGCAAAUCAUUACUCGGCAAGAGGCAGAAGACGCUCCCUCUGACUGGAGGUCAAAAUUGAAGCCAGUCCAAAAGCAUCACAGCUUUGGAUCCACAGACAUCAAACAAAUGCACAGUUCAUCCAUUAACGUGGAUAUUAAAAAGCCAAGUGCAUUUGGCAACACAGGAAACACUCCCUCUACACCCAAGACAGCUGCAGGCAGCAAUUGGACUCCAAGUUCGCCCAGCACAGGCGGUGGGAAACAGAUAGCGGUUACAUUCUCUAUCCAUAAUCCCAGCAACACAACAGUCUCCACCUCUCCUGUUUCCCCCGCCAAAGGGGUAUCUGGGACCGAAGCCAAAACGUUCCACUCCACACAGCAGAAGAGGGUGCUCAAACCAGCCGCAGAACUGUUGGCAGGAGUAAAGGAUGGCAUCCAGUCUCCAAUAGACAAGAGCCCUGUCGCAGUGUCCCCCUUUGAGAAGGACACAAGGAGGCCACAGGGUUUUGGGAGUAGCCAUCAACCUGCAUUAGACCAGGUCACGGAGGAAUCACCAGGGAGACAGAGCUGGGUCCAAGGCAAAUCAGCCACUGAGACAGGAAAGUCAGCAAGAGCAAAAUUCUUUGAAAGCAACUACAUUCCAGAAGAUCCCAAGAAAAGCCAAGGUCAUGGUGACUCUCCCACUACCCCUGAGAAGAGCACCUCCAGUCAGCGGAUAUCGGAAGAGGACAUUCGAAAUGAACUGCAGGAUAUCGGGAAGAAGCUGGACGCACUGGAACAGAAGGGGGUGGAGCUGGAGCCUCAGCUUCGGAGCUGUGAGGGAGAUGAAAACGAGGACGAGUUGAUGGUGGAGUGGUUCAAACUAAUCCAUGAGAAACAGUUACUGAUGAGACGAGAAUCGGAGCUUGUUUACAUAUCAAAGCAACAGAAUCUGGAGGACCAUCAGGGUCAGAUCCUGGAGGAGUUACGAGUGUUGAUGGAAAAAGCAGAAGACAGUAAAACCGAGCGAGAUCGAUUUCGUGAAAAGGAGCUGUUGGAAGAGCUACUAAGAACAGUGGAGGGCAGGAAUGAAAUCAUUGAUGGAUUGGAUGAAGACAGAGUGAGAGAAAUGGAAGAAGACCAGAUGAUGGAAGCCAUGAUUAAAAGGAUGGAUAUGAAUAAGGACACAGAACAAGACUUGAAGAAGAGGAACAAAUUCAAUCCACUUAAGUUUCUGAAGGGAUUUGCAGCCAAACCAAAGGGAAAAUAACUGUGUGCUGGUGUCUUCAGAAAUGGCCACAUACUCGUGACUUUUCUCAGUGCCAAGCUGCUAUUGACUGAGCUGCUACUGUCGCAAACUUGUAAUCAAAGGCAACUCUCUCAAAUGCUUAUGUGGCAUUAACCUUGUUCUCUGAAUAAAGGAAGCUCUUUGUGCUGGG
This is a messenger RNA of Chiloscyllium plagiosum (whitespotted bambooshark), 3498 nucleotides long. RefSeq names its product mical-like 2a (gene micall2a). Gene Ontology annotation, molecular function: protein binding. NCBI's taxonomy places the organism in Eukaryota, Metazoa, Chordata, Chondrichthyes, Orectolobiformes, Hemiscylliidae. The record is from RefSeq and is a predicted model, not a curated record.